Molecule: messenger RNA, 3302 nt
Organism: Thamnophis elegans (Western terrestrial garter snake)
Lineage: Eukaryota; Metazoa; Chordata; Lepidosauria; Squamata; Natricidae
Product: cytochrome c oxidase assembly factor 8
Biological process (GO): intrinsic apoptotic signaling pathway
Cellular component (GO): mitochondrion
Source: RefSeq, a predicted model, not a curated record
UGCCGUAAAGCGACGGGUGCGUUGAGGUCUUUGAGGCUGCCGCCGCUGUUUAGUCCUCGUCUCGGUCUGACCGGAAUGGCGGCGCUCGUGAAGAGCCGAGGGUUUCUAUACAGCCGAGGCGGUUGCCCCUACCUAGUCUCGAGCUGCUUCGGCUGCAAGUCCUCAGUCUCCGGGGCGUCUUCGCUGGGCGAAGACCCGGAGAGGAAGAGCUCGCCCCCGCCUCCCAAGAGAAAGGUUUCACAUUUUCAUCCUCCUUCAGAUUCUUGCUGUGACUGGAUUGGGCCUCCUGAUCAAUAUUCAAAUCUUCGACCAGUAAUAUUUUAUAUUCCUAAACAUGAAACACCAUUGCAGCGAAGACUGAGAGAACUUAGACAGGAAACCCAGGCUUGGAAUCAAGAAUUCUGGACAAAUCAAAAUCUAUCAUUUAGAAAGGAAAAAGACGUUGUUUGUUCUAGACUGAAAGCCAAGGGAAUACAGUCAAGAGAUGAAAAGGGUCAGAAAGCAUCACUGACUGCAGAAGAAAUGGCUGUUUACAAAGAUUUCCUAAGUAAAAACUUGAAAAAAAAUGUAUACUAUAAUAGGGAAUGGUACAAACGGAAUUUUACCAUCACAUUCCUCAUGGGACAAGUAGCAUUUGAAAAAGCGUGGAAGAAAUUUGGACUGAAAUGAAGUACAAACUAACAGUUUUUUCAACCAAAGAUGAGACGAAGAAUUGAGUUUCUGUCAUAAAUUAUAUCAAAGCAUUCUGGUAUAUUUGUAUAUAGGUAUUUUAUUUAUUUAUGUAUUUAUUUAUUUUGUUCAUUUAUAUACCAGAUGCUUCCAGCUGAAUACAAUAAAAGGAAAAGGAUUCCCAAUCCCACAACCUAGGUUCAUGCCCAGUGCCUUGUCAAAACAUUAAACGGUAGAGGGGAAAUGGCAUUAAACAGAUACAUUGAACUUCAGUCACAUAACUUACAAUUUUCCUUUAUUGAGCCUGGUUGAAUUGUUUUCCUUCCACUGGAGUUGCUCUUAGUUUGUCUAAAUAUAAAAAAUAUUAACAUUGCAUAGAAGAAUACUGCAUAUAUCAGGAAUUUGAUACUCAUAGAAUAAGUUUAAUACUUAAUCAUGGUGAGAUUAGUAAUUUGUUACUACUGUUUCAACUAUAAAUAAUGCAAAUAAUUUAAUAUUUUUCUAUGGAACUCUAAUUAUCACUCAUGAAUAUGCCAGCAUUAUAUUGUAAUACAUGAAUAUGAUACUGUAAUUGUGUCAUUUACAUCAUGAUUAACUGUGCAAAGUUUAUAAUUUAGGAAUGGUUCUCCUAGUAAAGACUUUUGUUGCUGGGCAUGAAUUGCUUUGUCCUACAUUGCUUUAUUUUAAAAUUUGUGACCAAAUGUGUAGAACAUCUUGCUAAAUGGCUGAAAAUAGUAUGUUAACAACACAUGUUAUGAUGUGGCAUGGGGAACAUCUGAGAAGUAGAAAUGCCAAACCUACCCCACAAGACACACCUAAUGCCCCCUUGGAACCUGCUUUAUUGAGCUGGUCCUGAGACAAAAGGAAUUAUCUGGCUGCAUACGAAAUACUUGUACUUAAGAUCUAUUGGACUACAGUAUGGAUCCCUGGAAAAUAUAAAGAGGACUGGAUUGACAAUCCAGAUGAUCUCUGCUUCACCAACAGUGUCCAAUCCUUUCAUCUUUUUUAUACAUCAUCAAUUGCUAAAUGACUGAAAUAUUUUAAGAUGAGUUUGGAAUUAAUGUUGCAUUUAAUUAAAUACAAAAAACAUGUCUCCAUUUUGAUGUAUUCUUUUUUCAAAAUCUGAUACUCAAUGAGUACGAUAUUAUUCAUUCUAGAAGAAGUCAUUGUGUCUGUCAAUCUAUUCUCACAUAAAUAUUACCUUUAUUUAUUGAUUUGUACAUCCAAUGCCUCUUUAAUAUAUAUAUAUGAUAGAUUGCAUUAGUUUAAUGGAAAGGCAGCGACUAUUCCACAACUCAAAAUAUAUACAGUGUGGCAUGUCAUAUAAUGAUUUGCUCAUGGCAUUAAAGCAACUGACUUAUUUAUUCUGAAAACAGGCUCAUUGAGAUCGACUUCUGGCUGAAUAGAAAGGUUCCUGGUCGAUUUUGCAUAGAGCAGUACUUCUGAGAGAUUCAGAUUGUGCAUUCCUUCCACACAAGAUUGCUUUUAUUCACAGGCACAUUUCUUCCAAUAAAGGAAACAAAUUAGCAGGUGAAAGCAACUUCUAUUAUCCAUUCCAUCUCUUGCAGCCAUUAGUAUUAUAAUAAUAGGUCUGGCUGAUUUUAUCUCUCUCUAGGGCAGUGAUGAUGAACAUUUUAGGCACAGAGAGGGCUCUACGUGCCGCCUCUGGCAUGUGUGCCAUAGGUUCACCAUCAUGGGAAUAGGGGGUUGGUAUACACAGAAUAUACUGUAUAUGCACAGACCCACACCAAAGGCAAUUAUAUUGGCCACAAGAAAAUAAAGCCAGUACUGAGCAUGGAAAUCUUUUUGUUGGGACAAGCUAAGAGUUACAGGACUGCAUGUAAACUUAAGUUUCAGAAAUUCUUCACUGGCAAGUUUUUUUUAAUAAAUGCUUCAUUUGCUUUUUGCCCCAUUAUCCCCCUCCCCCUCUUUUUUAAACAAACAAAUUGCCUAGGUGAAGAAUUAUUCAACUCCUGAAUCUUGCAUUCUUUUGUAACCCUGAGGUAAAGAUAAUUCUGAUCCAAGCAGCUUCUGCAUUAUAAUUACUGAUAUUGUAUCACAUAUUCAGAGUACUGUAUGGAUUUUUCAGAAAUGAUUUGCUCUGUAAUGUUCAAAUCAAAUAAAGGAAGUAUCACUGAUAUUGGCUUUAUAGAGAAAUAACAAAAAUAAAUGUUUGAUUUCCAGUUGAAGUUAAUUUUUUUUAAUGUCCAAUAUUUUUCAAUACGAUUGUGAGUUCUAUGAGGAAACAUCUUGUUUGUAAAUUCUACAUGGUGUUUAAUUUGAUGGGAAAUGAUUAUUGCAUUCCAAGCAUGUCUUUUAUUUCCUGCCAUUCAUUGGAUCUCUUCAUUGAAGUAUUCAUCUCACUGGAAUAAAAGAGGAUGAAAGAGAAGGAAGAAGCUGAUUAAGGCUAAACUAAAAGCUCUUAUGAAUGUCUCUGUGUGAUUGCAACUGCUAUUACAGAAUGUGUGUUUAUAAACCAGAGUAUUUUUAAUUAUGUAAAAGAAGAGCACUUUCAUGGUAUAUUAUUGUCAGCAUCUUAAGUGUUUCAAUUUUUAUAUUACCAGCAUCCUCACUCCUAAUUUCUAACCCACUAUUUGUCUCAUUUCCAAAUAAAAAAGAGGAUCUGAAAAGGA